AUGGCAGUAGGAGUCAAGAAAGAGGCCCUCAUGAGCCCCGUCCACCUCUUCUCCCAUGGCUCUACGAUGAUGCUCGGAGAGGAGAGCAACUCGGCGACUUACUGGAAGAAAUGCGGAGAUGAGGCUCUGGCCGAGGGCGUCGAGCACGUUGUCAUGAUGGGCGCACACUGGGCCACGAACGCCCCUGGCGAAGUCCUCAUCUCCGCGCAUCCCAAGCCCGGAAAGUCGCCAGUAGCCUACGUCAACCCUGAAAAGUACCAUCCUUACAAGCUGAACCCCGACCUAGACUACGUUCCCACGAUCCAAGCUCACUUCAAGGCGGCUGGCAUCCCCUCCAGGAUCGACCCGACCUUCGACUGGAUUCACGACACCUACCUUAUCCUUAUCCGCAUGUUCCCCAAGGGCUGCCCCCCGACAACUCUUGUCUCUAUGAACGACUUCUACGACCCGCACUUCCACGUGGCCGUUGGCGCAGCCCUGCGUCCACUCCGCGCGGCCAAGCACAAGACGCUCUUCAUCGGCUCGGGUGGCUCCGUUCACAAUCUAUAUCGCAACGUCUGGGGACCCAUGUUGCGCUUCCGCGAUAACUUCGCCCAAAUCACUCCUCCAGAGCCGUGGGCCCUUGACUUUCGUCAGGAGGUCAUUGACACCUUCUGCCCAGCUUACGAGGACGAGGUACCGGCGGACAAAGCUGUUUACGGACGCCCCAUUCGCGGCAAGAAGCCUUGCGGUGGACCGAUGCUGAGACGCAAGGUGACCAGCCUGAUGAAGCAUCCCAAGUAUCGCGAGGCGCACGCGACAGACGACCAUUUCAUGGCCACCAUGUUUGUGGGAGGUCUGUGUGGGGGCAAGGGUGACGAGAACCUGAAGGCCGAGAUGGGUGCUGAGGAUUGGGAGCUGACGAAUAUGUGCAACUCGCAAUUCACUAUUGGUAGUUGGGCAGACGCAAAAUGA
Molecule: messenger RNA, 954 nt
Organism: Colletotrichum karsti
Lineage: Eukaryota; Fungi; Ascomycota; Sordariomycetes; Glomerellales; Glomerellaceae
Exons: 2
Coding region: 1-954 (317 amino acids)
Molecular function (GO): oxidoreductase activity, acting on single donors with incorporation of molecular oxygen; ferrous iron binding; zinc ion binding
Source: RefSeq, a predicted model, not a curated record